AGAUUUGAAACCAUUUUUCCACUUUGAGUUUUUUAUUGUUUUUAUACAUAUGCAAGCAAAACAAAAAAAUAUCAACAUAACUUACAACUGCACAGAGAGCUUACAUCCAGUAGUACAUUUGACUGUACUGCUGACCUGAACACUUCAAUACAUCAGUUUGCAAUCAAUAUUAUGUUAUCAAUCAAAUUUUACAUUAUACAUUUCUGAUGUAUUCACGUUUAAACUUACAUUUUCUUUCACUCUUAGAGAUAUAAGUAAUUUUUCCCAUCAAGAAUAUUUCCUAUAUAUAUUUAACUAGACUGGGUCCCAGACAUGUCUGGGUGAUAGAUAGAUAAAUAGAUACUUUAUUGAUCCCGAGAGAAAUUCAAGGUGGGUCCUUAUCAAGCCUUUUUCUUGUGAUGGUCUUCCUACUAGCUGUGAGUAAGUACUCUGGCUAAGUAAUUAUCUUCCUUCAGCACCACAUCAGUUAUAUUAACCAGUAUAGAAUUGAACAUUUUUUUAGGCAACUCCAGAAAAUAUGUGUAUGAUUGCAUCUGUAUGUCCACAUUGCCUCCAGCAUGUUUGCUGCCUUAAGAGCUGUUUACCUUUUAUGUUAGGUGUGAUAACGAAGAAGAAUAUUUUUCCCCCCAUGAAAUUCUCUCCAACUACCAUUCUUCAAUUUAAAACUGUUUUUAGAUGUUGUGUGCAAUAAACCAGGCACGGGAGAGUUGCUCAGAUGUUGAACCUACUUUAACAGCCUAUAGGGUGCGUGCUUGCUCCGUAGUUUUCUCGUUAAUGUGCGUAAUGACGCGUCCGUCUUCCAGCGCCUCUCCUCCCCUCCUCCCUCUGUCACAUCUGGAUCUGGCUCCUCUCAUCAGCACCACUCAGCAGCAGUAAGAGAGAGAGAGAGACAGAGGGAGGGAGGGUAACCACCGGAGAAGCGGAGGCUAGCUCGGUCGGUGCAGCCUCAUCCACAACCGAGCAGAAUCAAGGAGAGGACAGCGGGAGGACAUCUCACCUUCUCAUCCGCACUCACGCAUAUUGUGCAUCUCUCUGCCCUCCACCAGUUAUUUUUUUCCUUCUCCUUCUCUUCCCUCCUCUCGUCUUGACUAUGAUGAGCUCCAGCCUGCUGGAAAACCCAGUGCAGGCGAUUCUGUACCUGCGGGAGCUCACCACCAUCGUCCAGAACCAGCAGAGUCUCAUCCAGACGCAGCGCUCCCGGAUAGAGGAGCUGGACCGGCGUGUGGACGAGCUCAUCGGAGAAAACAGGCACCUGCGGGACGUUAGAGUACAACAGCAUCAUCCUUACCAUCACCAUCAUCACCAUCACCCCGACCCCAGCUGCCUACAGCACCACCACCACCCUCAGGACCCUCAGCUUAAGACUAGUGCGGGGUCUAAGCCAGAGCAUGCGGCUGCCCCAGUACAGGUCGAGGCGGCUCCGGUGGUCCAGCCAUCGCCUGCACAAACUAUGGACCCGGGGGACAUGCAGCUGGUCCCAGCCGAUGGAUCCACGAUCUCCCCGGUUGAAAGUGACCCAGAAAACUGCGGAAGUUUCCACAGCUGUCGCUCUUUGGUUCCGAUGACCCCCACAACCCUCUGUCGAUCCUUGGCCGUGGCAAGGAAAUCCGAGAGUGAUGUGCUGCAUCAGUUUUGCUGCCCCGCCCCUGAACAUCCAGAGACUGACACCACUGGCUCAUCCGGCGGACAGAUGCUGAGCCUGGAGGAUGGAACGUCCUCUGGCGGUGGACAUGAAGUGGAGGGGACCAAGAGAGAGGGACCCAGCGAGUACGAGAUCAGCCUGGAAAAUAAAAACAAACAGAUAGAAGACUUGGAGCAGAAAUAUGGAGGCCAUCUCAUAGCAAGGCGGGCAGCCCGGCGUAUCCAGACGGCCUUCCGGCAGUAUCAGCUGAGCAAAAACUUCCAGAAGAUCCGUAACUCUCUGUCGGAGAGUAAGUUACCCCGCCGGAUCUCCCUACGCCAGCCCAGCCCUUCAGGCCGAAACCGGAACUCAACCCAGAGACACAGUUACAGCCUGCAUCCAGGGGGAGGACAGAUACCUUUACGCUCCAAAACUCCUCCUCCACCCCCGUGUCGCUCCACCUCUCUGCCCCCUUCCCCUGCGUCUGCCCCAGGACCUGCUCCCUCUCCUGUCCUUGGCCAAGCCCCUCCUCAAACCCCUGGACAAACACUGACGCAGCUGGAGGACUGCUUCUCUGAACAACUUCAUUCUUUGGCCCAGUCAAUUGACGACGCCCUUCGUGGUUGGAGCUUGUCGGAGAGCGGGGAGAGUAAGGGGCUACUGAUGGACCCUGGCGCCCUUCGUGCAGCUGCUGAGAGCGCUUGUCUACCCCGCAGUGCCAGCUCACUGCUCAUGGCCUUCAGAGAUGUCACUGUUCACAUUGACAGCAAUAGCUCCUACACCAUCUCCUCCGCCACCACCACAACCACCACCUCCUUAGGCAAUGCAGGUGGAGGAGAGCCGGGCAGCAGGAAGACUUCUGUGAGUGGGAUGGCUGGGAGAGGAGACAGUCUGUCAGCAGAGGAACCAGAGUUUCCUGCACCUCCACCCAGCGAGGAGCUGGAAAUUGCUGAUUUUGGAUCCAGGAGGGGUUCAGCAGUGCCAGCUCAAGGAGGAGGAGGUGUGGAGGGGGAGAGUGGCUCAGAUAUACUGGGGUCCACCUCCACUUCUACCUCUACUUCCACCUCUAUCUCCACCUCAGCCCAGUCUAACCAGCAACCUGCACAGAUUUACACCCAGUACCAGCAGUACCACUACACUCAUCCUCAGCAGAUCCCCGGAGGGCCAAGCCCUGAGGCACUGCAGGCUCUUGUUGUCUCUCUGCCCAGGGACCGCUGCCAGGAUCCAGCCUCCUGCCGAUCGCCAACACUGUCCACAGACACACACCGCAAACGCCUCUACCGUAUUGGACUCAAUCUCUUCAAUGUGAACCCAGAGAGAGGCAUCCACUUCCUGAUCACGCGUGGUUUCGUCCCGGACACAGCAAUCGGAGUCGCUCACUUCUUGCUGCAAAGGAAGGGCCUGAGCAGACAGAUGAUUGGAGAGUUCUUGGGGAACAGCAAGCUGCAAUUCAACAGAGAUGUCCUUGAUUGUGUUGUGGAUGAGAUGGAUUUCUCAGGCAUGGAGCUCGACGAAGCCCUGAGAAAGUUCCAGGCUCAUGUCCGUGUUCAGGGAGAGGCACAGAAAGUGGAGAGACUCAUCGAAGCCUUUAGCCAGAGGUACUGUAUGUGUAAUCCUGAUGUGGUGCAGCAGUUUCACAACCCAGACACCAUCUUCAUCCUGGCCUUUGCUGUGGUCCUCCUCAACACUGACAUGUACUCGCCCAACAUCAAACCCCAGCGCAAAAUGGGCCUGGACGACUUUAUACGCAAUCUAAGAGGUGUGGAUGAUGGAGCAGACAUCCCCAGAGAGAUGGUUGCAGGCAUUUAUGAAAGGAUCCAACAAAGAGAGCUCCGCUCUAACGAAGAUCACGUCACCUAUGUGAGCCGCGUGGAGCAGUCCAUCUUGGGCCUGAAAACUAUUCUCGCUGUGCCCCACAGACGUCUGGUGUGCUGCUGUCGCCUGUUUGAGGUGCCUGACGCCAACAAGCCUCAUAAACAGAAACUGUCUCAGCUCCAGAGAGAGGUCUUCCUCUUCAAUGACCUGCUGCUGAUCCUAAAGCUGUGUCCUAAGAAGAAAAGCUCGGCCUCAUACACCUUCUGUAAAGCUAUGGGUCUUCUGGGAAUGCAGUUUCACCUCUUCAGCAAUGAAUACUAUGCCCAUGGCAUCACAAUGCUGAGCCCGUUUACCUCAGAGAAGAAGCAGCUGGUGAGUUUCUGCUCCCCGAGUGGAGACGAGCUCAGGAAGUUUGCGGAGGAGCUCCGAGAGGCUAUCACAGAGGUCAACGAGAUGGAGCAGAUACAUAUCCAGUGGGAGUUGGAAAGACAACAAGGCAUCCAGCCACAUGGCAUACACACCAAUGGCGGACAAGUGGACACACACACAGGACACGGCUCUCCCUCAGGCCUGCAGGAUCCAUAUGAUAAAACCGGCAACAACAACACAGUAGAGGUGUCAAUUCACAACAGGCUGCAGACCUAUCAACUGAGCCAGCCCAGCAUUGAGUCCACGCCUCUGGCCCUGGCUGCACCACCCGCUCUACUCAGCCCCGUCCAGCCCGGGGAGCUCCGCCCAGAAACCCUCAUCCAAUGCCAGCAGAUUGUUAAGGUGAUCGUUGUGGACCAGAGCGGGCGAGGGCGGAUGGAGGCAUUUCUCAGCCAAGGCCCGGCUACCCAUCAGCUCAUCCAAUCGGCCAUGUCCACGCCCGUGCAUGUCAGAGAGGGCGACGGCCCUCAGCCCCCUCUGCCGCCCCCUCCUCCACCUUACAACCACCCCCACCAGUUUUGUCCACCUGACUCACCCAUGCCCCUCCACCACACCAUGCCUCUCACCCGCAGGCGUAACUCCAGCGGCUCCCGCAGCAUUGUCUGAGUCGCCGGCUACUCAGAUACGAACCCUGAGGACCAGAUGGUCACAUUCACACACAACAACAAACUCAUGCUGGAGCACUAGGUGACUCACUUUGAAUGGUAAGAAAAACACUGCGAAAAAAAAGAGAAAAAAGGAAGGAAUAAACUGUACAAGUCAAAAAAAGGACAAAGAAAAGGAAGGAUCUAUUCAUAGUCUUGACUGAGUGGUGUUGUUUUUGAACAUCAAGUAGUUUUGAUGCCAUUUCUGGUAGGCUUCUCAUCUUUCUUUUGUCUCCGACAUAUCACCCCAGUACCUGAUGGUGUUGUCUCUCUAGAUUUCACACUCUUCAAAAGAUCUUGUGACUUUGCAUUUUUAAAUGUCACCUGUCCAACAAAUGUGUUUGCGAGCUAUGACCGUGAAACCGAGGGGCAACGUCACUCCAGGAACUCUGAAAGGACAUCAAAUCGCUUUAUAUAUAAAGGACAAAACUCAGUUUACACCUCUGUUUGGUCCAGGUUUUCAGUAUUAAAUAUCAAACUCAUUUCAGAAGAGCUAAACUAGCUUCUCCUCACUGUAAAAAUCUCGGCAUAAUGUGAAGAAACAAGAGUACCCGCUUAUUUGUUUCCUCCAUUUUCUAGGGAACAGAUAAUCAGAAUAUGUGAGGAAGAAGGCGAAGAAAAGGAUAAAAUAUCUCUACCCUGUCAUGUGCAGUGUAGUGUAACAAGCAAGGAUGUUGCCACUCACUAAACUAACCUAAAACCAUAUCCUGACGACAAUCAUAUUUUCUCAUGCUUUGGAAAACUUGUGUGAGCAGAUGUCUUCACAGUAGUGUGUGACUGCCCCGAUGCUGUAGUGUUUUGCUCUUGCAGAGCUCAGGAAAGGAUUUGCUGCACUGUAACAUGUAAUUUCUGCACCUCUGAGUCGUAUUGAGAGCAAGCGUGCUUGUGUAGUGUGUGUUCAGUCUGCUUACUCAUGGGCAACAGAGAGUAGGACUGGUAAUUUAUCUAAAACAAGACUAAAAGAGCCAGCUGAAGACUUUCUUCUCCUGUAUAUUUACUCCUAAUGGGUUACAUUGUGUGAAUACUGUUUUUACCCUUGGAUUUAGGCAAUAUCUCUGCCCAGAAAACUAUUAGCUUUAGUUAAAAAAUGAAUAUCCUGCACAGGGUAAAUGAAGGUCACCUUACAAAAGCAUCACUCCCCUCUCAUGUAUUAUAUUUUUCCUUGCACACUGAAGAUGUUUUAAAAGCAGAGAUGCAUUCCUUUGCUGAAUGUUAAUCAGGGGGAAAACCGAAGAGGUCCAUAAGAUAAUAUGAUUUCAUCGCCGUGUCGUUUGUCCAGUGUUGACGGUUUGAGUUUGAGCCAGUUUGUACAGCAGACCACACAUCCAACUGAGACACACCGGACACGUCUUGUACCUUUUGCACCACAGAAUAUAUUGGAUAUAUUGUAAAUAGAUAAUAUAGAUUUAUUCUGCAAAAGUGAUUGGUUUGCCCAGUGUGUGUAUCUACAUAUGUAUUUGUACAGAGAAGAUCUAGUUUAAAAGAAAAAAAAAGGAUAUUAUAGUUAUUAUAGUUAUUAUUAUUAUUAAUAUUAUUAUUCACAUUUAAUAUCAGGGGGUGUCCUAAAUCCUACUGCUACGAGAGACAGGAAACAGGCAGCUUUUAUAGAAUACACUCCAGUUACCAUGGUAACAUACACGGAUAUUAAUACAGAUUUGCAUUCAUCAUUAAAUUACCAUGUCAUGUUAUUAUAGGAUUAUUAAGAGAUGGCUGUGUCACCUGUUAAAGGUGUGAAAAGGGCUAUGCUGUAUUGGUGAAUACAUACAGUAAACCACAGGUCAUGCACACGAACACACACCCACACACACUCACACAGGUAACAGAUACAGUAUAUAUAUAUAUAUA
Larimichthys crocea (large yellow croaker) is the source of this 6354-nucleotide messenger RNA. It is a transcript of the gene iqsec3b, whose product is annotated as IQ motif and Sec7 domain ArfGEF 3b. Gene Ontology annotation, molecular function: guanyl-nucleotide exchange factor activity. The record is from RefSeq and is a predicted model, not a curated record. The transcript has 15 exons. The coding region runs from base 1091 to 4471 and encodes 1126 amino acids. Gene Ontology annotation, biological process: actin cytoskeleton organization; regulation of ARF protein signal transduction. NCBI's taxonomy places the organism in Eukaryota, Metazoa, Chordata, Actinopteri, Sciaenidae.